Messenger RNA from Podarcis lilfordi (Lilford's wall lizard), 2868 nucleotides. NCBI's taxonomy places the organism in Eukaryota, Metazoa, Chordata, Lepidosauria, Squamata, Lacertidae. The record is from the annotation of a GenBank genome assembly.
AUGACCACCAGGGAGGAGAUUGCAGGCUGGACCAAUCUGACGGAGCCCAGGAUCAGGGUGAGCGGAGAGCUGUGUUGAGACAGGCAGCAAGUGUAAUUAGAGAUGCAAAAGCUGGGGUGGGGGGUUAGAAAAAAGCAACACCCCAUUCCCCCCCAAGCCUUGUCUCUCAUUUUUCCAAUUGAAAAACUGAAAAUUUGGGGGAACAUGAAGAGGGGGGGACAUGAAAUAUUGUCUCUCUUACAAUAAGUGAAAUGCUAAUGCACAAUUAUUGCAUCAGCGACAUGCUGCAGAAUACGUCUGCAAAAAACAAACACCAGACUGGAGGGGCCUCUAGAAAUUGCUGGGGCAGGGCAGGAGUGAGGUCUGGGCAAUGCAGUUGCACUAAUGGGAGCACCAAGUUGGCAGCUGUGGCGCUUCUGCUGGUGUAGGCAGCUUUUAGUCACUCAGAAUGUGUGGUGUGAAUAUUGUCUCCCAUAAAAAGCUACAGCAUUAGAGAAUAAUAAUUCAUGCUAUGCUGUAGGCAUCAUAUUUAAAUGGCGGUCCAACCUCAGGCAUGCUUGGAGGAAACUGAUUACUUGGAUCCAUUCCAGUGGCUUCAGCACUUGCCAGGUCACUGAAACUGCCUUGGCUACCCUGGUUGAUGGCAUUUGUUGAGAGAGAAACAAAGGCAGUGUGACCCUGCUCAUUCUCCUUGGCCCACCAGCGGCUUUUGAUACUGCUGACCAUGGUAUCCCCCUGGAGCACCUCUGGGAGGUGGGGAUUGGAGGCACUGUGCUUCAGUGGUUCCACUUCUACCUCCAGGGCCAUUUCCAGAAAAUAGCUAUGGGAAGCUGCUGUUCAGCACCAAGGGAACUGACCUGUAGUGUCCUGCAGGGUUCCAUAUUUCCUUACCUGCUAUUCAACAUCUAUAUGAAGCUGCUGGGAACUAUCAUCAGGAGAUUUGGAGUGAGAUGUCAGAUAAAUGGAUGACAUCCAGCUCUAUCUCUCUGUCCCAUUUGAAUCAGGAGAGGCAGUGAUGGAAUGAAUGUGGGUCCAUAAACUGAAGCUGAAUUCUGAAAAGAGAAAGGUGUUGUGUGUCCCAAGUUCUCACACCUGGGAGAUGGAGUUGCGCACUCUUGCAAUGAGCAGGUCUGCACUGGGCUCCUGGGUUCAGCUCUGUCCCUGGAGGUUCAGAUGGCUUCAGUGGCUAGGAGUGCCUUAUUCCACCUCUGCCUGAUCUACCAACUAUGAUGCCUAUUGGAUAGAAAUGUCUCGGCCACAGUAUUCCGUGCUCUGGUAACUUCCAGUCUGGAUUAUUGAAGAUGACUCAGAAACUUCAAUCAGUCCAAAAUGCUGAGGUUCCAUUUAGAGCUCACAGACUCCUGUUUAAAAACAGCUGCAUUAGUUGCCAGUUCAUUUUCAGGUCCGGUUUAUGGUGUUCACAUUAGUGUUUAAAUCCCUAAAUGACUAAGCCUUGAGUCCUAUCAGGAAAAAAGGUGGGGUAUAAAUGAACAAAUAAAAAUAUAUAUAAAUACUUGUACAGAGGUACCUUGGUUCUCAAACUUGAUCCGUUCUGGAAGUCCGUUCCAAAAAGUUCUAAAACCAAGGUGUGCUUUCCUAUAGAAAGUAAUGCAAAAUGGAUUAAUCUGUUCCAGACUUUUAAAAACAACCCCUAAAACAGCAAUUUAACAUGAAUCUUACUAUCUAACGAGGUCAUUGAUCCAUAUAAUGAAAGCAAUAAACAAUGUACUGCAGUCACACAAUCAGUCAAUCGAUCAGUAGCUGAACUGGGUUCCACACAGAUACAAAAACAGAACAAAAAAGCCGCAAAAUAGCAAAAACAGACAGACCUCAGCGUAACAUUCAAAACAGAAGUGUGGCACUCAAAUCAGAAGUGUAACACUCAAAAUGGAGCUUGUUUGGCUUCUGAAAAAAGUUUGUAAACCAGAACACUUACUUUCGGGUUUGCAGUGUUUGGGUUCCAAGUUGUUUGAGUACCAAGGUGUUUGAGAACCAAGGUACCACUGUAUACUGCAGUUUCAUAAAACAUAUCAGUGUGGUUUUCUACAAUUCCAUAUGCACAAUAAAAAACUAUCUCAAUGUAAACUUGUAAAUGUAUUUUAUCCUAAAAUGCACAUUCAUAAGGCAUUUUUGUAUGUUUUUGAGCCACAAAUAAUACCACAAAAUCUAGAGAAGUACUAAAUCUGAACAAUAAUUUUGUAUCGGCCAGUUUAUUUGUUUGAGGAACGAAUUAAGUCAGUUUGAUUAAAAAUGUGGACAAAAGGAAAUUCUUAAUCAGUUCACUCAGCCACUGAAUUUUACGGACCACUGCAUUGGAGAGUAGAAUUUUCCUUUCUGCUUCUUUCUUCCUUUUUCUCCCUCAAGGUUUGGUUUAAGAAUCGCAGAGCCAAGUGGCGGAAAAAGGAGCGUCACCAGCAGACAGAGCUCUGUAAAGGGCCGUUCAGCUCCCAGCUCAACGUCUUGACAAGGAACCCAUAUGAGGACCUUUACCCGACCUACACCUACAGUACCUGGGCUCCCAAGGGGCUGCAUGCCAACCCCAUCCAAAGCAAAGGGUUCCAGUUCUUCAACUCCGUGAACAUCAAUUCCUUUCCACCCCAAGGUGUGUUCCCAGCAGCUUCAGCAGCCUCCACAUCUGGUGUCCCAUCUCUGGAAACCUUCAACAGCCUGGCAAGCCCUUCUGGGCCUCCCAGUUCACCGUAUGGACCGAGUGCCUCACAAUUCUUGUACAGAGACCCCUGCAACUCAAGCCUGGCUGGUUUGAGACUCAGAGCAAAGCAGCCACAGGCCCCCCUCAACUAUGGUUCUCCUCAAAAUCCAGCCUUGGGCCCCAGCUCCAGCCACUACAGUUUGGACAGGCCAGUGUGA